CGUUCGUCGCAUACAAUGUGUAUGUGAGAAGUCAAAGUCGGUAGUGCUCGUUGCACGGCAUUAUGUUCCACAUGCCGUCGGUGAAAUGGUUGACCCGCAUCAACAAUGGUGGCCUCAUCAACCAGUUCUUCAUGGCUUUAAUGGUGACCAUCCCGGUGCUUAAUUUCGGGAUGCUCCUCGGAUGGCAGUCACCCAUGACACCUAUACUGCAGUCCCCGACGGGCCCAGCCCCUGAGCCUAUUACGGAUGAGACUAUAUCCUGGAUGGCGUCGCUGGUCUUCUUCCCACCCAUAUUCUGUGGGUUUCUCAUGGGAAACCUAGUCGACCUGGUCGGUAGAAAAAAAGUUACACUUCUGACUUCUUUGUUUUUAUUGAUAAGUUGGACGAUAACGCUAUUCUCGCUGCGGCCGUGGGCACUCAUCCUGUCUCGAGCCGUCGCGGGUUUCGCCUGCGCUAGUUGCUAUGUAGUCACACCUUUAUAUCUAAAAGAGAUCGCAUCAGACAACGUGAGAGGUGCGCUUGGAUCACUUUUCAUUUUAUCCCAAAACCUCGGUUACUUAUUGGUAUACAUAGCUGGAGAUCUACUCUCCUUCACUAUGGUUAUGUGGAUUUGUACUGCAGUGCCACUACUACACCUCGUUACCUUCCUAGCGAUGCCAGAAACACCAGUAUUCCUUGUGAAACAAGGGAAACAACAGGAAGCGCGGGCAGCGCUGGCCUGGUUACGGAAUACCACAGAAGAUGACAAGAACCUAGAGGAGGCAGUACAGCAACUGGAGAGAGAGGAAGAAUAUUCCAGGUCCGUGAAGAAGAGCAGCUGGAAGGAUUUGGUGAAAGACAAAACAAUAUUCAAAGCCUUCCGGAUAGCAAUCAACGUGAUGCUGCUACAGGAGACCUGUGGCUACCUCGUUGUACUAACUUACGCCGGCUCGAUCUUCGAACAGGCAUCCGAGUCUAUCAACUUAAAACUGAGUCCGAACAAGCAGACGAUAGUCAUAGGAGCAAUACAAUUGCUUGGGUCCAUCGUCGCCAGCUGUAUUGUGGAGCAAACUGGACGAAAGUGGCUGUUGGCUAGUACAUCGUUUGCGACCGGCCUGUCAAUGCUGGGCCUCGGCGCGUGGUUCUACGUAACUUCCAUGUCAGUGUGGUUGCCAGGCUGGUUGCCGGUGCUCGCUAUGGGACUAUGCAUCUUCUCUGAUGCGGCCGGCUACCAACCUGUACCAUAUGUGAUUACUUCAGAAUUGUUUUCAUUUCAACAUCGCGGUAUGGCCACAUCUAUAAUUACGUCAUUCACAGCACUCAGUGACUUCCUUCAAACAAAAGCUUACGACCCUCUUCUAAAACUGCUCGGUAUACAUUGGGUAUUCAUGAUGUUCUCAAUUGUAUGCUUCCUUGGUACAUUUUACACGAUAAUGUGGGUACCAGAGACUAAAAAUAGAAGUGUAGAGGAGAUCUACGCACUUUUAGAAGACGGAAGAAAGAAGCAGAAGAACAGGGACGCAGAAGUAGCGAAAGAAGUUAGCAGAUUAUAAGUAAUUACGCUUUGCUCAAAACUAGAUAUGUUUAGAAAUUAGUCUUAAUUAUGACAUGGUCUUGAAUAAUUGUGAGAUUAUCCUGAUGGCUCUUAUUUAUAUUGUGAUAAAGUUUGAUAUCGUACUAAAAAUGACGCGCCAUAUCAUUCCUGAAUGUGAUAUAAAUAACGAAUUACUUAAUUUAGUAUUAUUGACAAAGGUAUUAAAAUUAUAUUUUUAAGA
This is a messenger RNA of Achroia grisella, 1754 nucleotides long. RefSeq names its product facilitated trehalose transporter Tret1-like. The coding region runs from base 63 to 1532 and encodes 489 amino acids. The record is from RefSeq and is a predicted model, not a curated record. Gene Ontology annotation, molecular function: transmembrane transporter activity. The transcript is spliced from 8 exons. Gene Ontology annotation, biological process: transmembrane transport. NCBI's taxonomy places the organism in Eukaryota, Metazoa, Arthropoda, Insecta, Lepidoptera, Pyralidae. Gene Ontology annotation, cellular component: membrane.